AUGGCAAUGACGGGAAUAACGCUCGACGCAAUCAUCCAUGUCCUCGCAAACACAAUUUUCCACCCCCUCCUAACCUGGCUCCUCCCCUUCACCUUCCGCGCCCAAGGCUUCCACUGGCACAUGCCCCCCAUGCGCUACUCCCUCGCUUUCUCCUUCUUCGUCGUCCUCUUCUGGUGGCUGCGUCAGCUCAAUGACUGGAUCUACAACGGCGGGAAGUACAGGAAGGUGAAUUGGUCUGAAGAGAUCGUGGUGAUUACGGGUGGGAGUUCGGGGUUGGGGGGGUGUAUUGCGGCUAUGAUGGCGGGGAAGGGAGUUAAGGCUGUGGUUGUGUUGGAUAUUCGUCCGCCGCCGGAGGAGAUGAUGGAGCAGUGGUCAGACCGGAUCAAAUACUACCCCUGCAACGUCGGCGACCCCUCCGCCGUCUCCCGUACCGCAAUUCAAAUCCAAUCCGAAAUCGGACAUGCAACAAUUUUGAUCAACAACGCAGGCCAAGUCGCCGGCGGAAAAUCCAUCCUGGAGCUCGCACCUUCUGAAGUCCAAUCCGUCCUCUCGACGAACGUGUUGGCACAUUUCUACACUACCCAAGCCUUCCUCCCCGCCAUGCUCAACUCCCCAAACGGCGGGCACAUCGUCACGGUCGCCUCUGCACUGGGUUAUAUCGGCGUCAAGAAAACAAGCGCAUACACAACCUCAAAAGCCGCCCUCCUCGCUUUCCACGAAUCCCUAACCGCUGAGCUCCUUUCGUCCCCAACCAUCAAAACAACCCUCGUCUGUCCCGGCCAAUUCUCCACCGAGCUCUUCAUCGGCGUCGAGACGCCCUCGAAUUUCUUGGCUCCGAUUUUGGGACCAGUCGAUAUUGCAAAGUUGGUUGUUAGGGAUGUAGAGGAGGGAAGGGGAGGAUGGGUUUAUGCGCCGGAGUAUGCGAGGUGGAUGUGUUUCAUGCGGUGUUUGCCGGGUGGGGUGGGACGGGUUGUUAGGUGGGCAAGCGGCGUCGAUAGAGCGAUGGAUGCGUUUGAGAAUGGGGUUUAUGUUGGGCAUGGUGCGGGAGGGGCGAACAAGACGGACUGA
This is a messenger RNA of Saitoella complicata NRRL Y-17804, 1068 nucleotides long. RefSeq names its product NAD(P)-binding protein. The record is from RefSeq and is a predicted model, not a curated record. Lineage: Eukaryota; Fungi; Ascomycota; Saitoellomycetes; Saitoellales; Saitoellaceae. Bases 1 to 1068 code for a protein of 355 amino acids. The transcript has a single exon. Gene Ontology annotation, molecular function: oxidoreductase activity, acting on the CH-OH group of donors, NAD or NADP as acceptor.